AUGGACAUUUACGCUCUCACUCGCAAGAAGCGUCCUACGCAUCUGACGCUUGGCCAAUCGACCACCAUCUCUCGACCGCCUCUUUCUACAAUCGACACUAUCGAAUCACCUACAUUAACCGAGCAGUCGUCAGUCGAUUCGAAACAGCAAUCUUCCUUGAAUAGUGCGUCCUCCUUCUCUGAACCCGUAACGGGACCACCAAGUCGGCACCACUGGAAGCCUGAUGCCGAUAGUACACACUGUGCCCAAUUUGGUUGCAGGACAUCCUUUGGUCUCUUUGAAAGGAGGCAUCAUUGUCGCAAGUGUGGAGACAUCUUUUGCUCGGAGCACUGUGCUCAAUCGAUACGGCUGGAUCAAUCAUCUCGCUUCCAUCCCAAGGGUAUAUUAUCAAGGUGCUGUAAUGGAUGUGCAAAUGACUAUCGUCGCUGGUUGACGGGUCUAAAGGAUACCCAGGAGCAACAACAUCAUCAACAUCAACAAGAUGAACAUGGAAGAGAAAAGCAUUCUCGUCGACGUACGGGUAUCAUGACACAUCAACCACACGCUAUGGAGGGUGUGACAGAGCUUGGGAGAGAUGAUAUUGUAGAAGCUAAUCGACAUCCUAUUGCCAUCAAGAGCAAACAUGAAGUGGCCUUCAAUCCAAUUCCAUCCGUACCUGCAGAUUGGCAAUGGUCAACCUUUUAG
Lichtheimia ornata is the source of this 684-nucleotide messenger RNA. RefSeq lists its product as uncharacterized. The coding region runs from base 1 to 684 and encodes 227 amino acids. The transcript is spliced from 4 exons. Lineage: Eukaryota; Fungi; Mucoromycota; Mucoromycetes; Mucorales; Lichtheimiaceae. Gene Ontology annotation, biological process: protein targeting to vacuole; protein transport to vacuole involved in ubiquitin-dependent protein catabolic process via the multivesicular body sorting pathway. The record is from RefSeq and is a predicted model, not a curated record. Gene Ontology annotation, cellular component: ESCRT-0 complex. Gene Ontology annotation, molecular function: ubiquitin binding; metal ion binding; phosphatidylinositol-3-phosphate binding.